Molecule: messenger RNA, 6263 nt
Organism: Bradysia coprophila
Lineage: Eukaryota; Metazoa; Arthropoda; Insecta; Diptera; Sciaridae
Gene: Dh31-R
Product: Diuretic hormone 31 Receptor
Biological process (GO): adenylate cyclase-modulating G protein-coupled receptor signaling pathway; cell surface receptor signaling pathway
Cellular component (GO): plasma membrane
Molecular function (GO): calcitonin receptor activity
Source: RefSeq, a predicted model, not a curated record
AUAUAUACACAAAAGACAGUAUAUACGGUAGUUGGUUUGAAUGGUUCAGCAAUGAAAAACAGUUCUGUUUGAACCACGUACAGCAACGGUGUUAGAUGAUAAAAAGACACCGAAGCGGUCGGUUAUUUAUUUUAUUUUUGUGUUCACAGAAUAAUGUACAAACUUUCUAUAUGUAGAGAAAAAAGGAGCUCAUUUUCUGUGCUCAAUACCUUGGAUUUCAGUGGAUUAAGUGGAUACGGUUUUAUGUGAAUAAUAAAUUAAAAAGUGUAGCAAUAAAGGUGUGCUUUCGGUGUCAUAUUAAUAUCAGCAACUAAAUAUGGAAUGAAGAGAAAUAGUUAAAGGAGAAAAAAAAACAUGUUGCUGGACGAAUUCAUAAAUAAUACCGUGUAAUUAUAAAUGUUGUGUUCAUAUAUAUUAUGGGAACCAUAUAAAAAUGAGACAAUGAUAGUAAAUAAAAUUCCAUUCUGUUUUGCAUGUACAGUGUCCAGUAUAAGUAUAACCAUUGAACCAACUAUCAUUAAGCAAGAUCUCAGCCAGUGUUAAUACAGAAAUUGGUUGAUAUAAAGCGAUAAUGACCUGGAGUACCGCACCACCGACCGUUGAUCCCAUGUGGCAGAAACAGUUGGAUUGCCUGGAAUUUCUAAACAAAACUUCAGCUGUAGCAAAUAGAAAUGAUAAAUACUGCAAAGGCACAUGGGAUGGAUGGUCAUGCUGGCCAGACACGAAAGCAGGCUCAUCGGCAUACACACCAUGUCCUGAAUUUAUAACCGGAUUUGAUCCAACACGAACUGCACACAAAGAAUGCGGUUCGGAUGGUGUCUGGUUUAUACAUCCAACUUCAAAUAAAACAUGGUCAAACUACACAACAUGUGUAAAUUUGGCCGAUUUAGAGUGGAGGCAACAAGUAAAUCUAAUUUAUGAGACAGGAUAUGCAAUAUCCCUCAUUGCUAUACUACUUUCGCUGGCAAUACUGUUCUAUUUUCGAUCACUAAAAUGUGCCAGAAUAACCAUUCAUAUAAACUUAUUCGCAUCAUUUGCCGCCAAUAAUUCAUUGUGGCUGCUGUGGUAUCGGGUGGUACUUGGUGAAACAGAAGUAAUCGCCAGGAAUGAGUCCGGAUGUGUGGUUUUGCAUUUAGUUCUUCAUUACUUUUUAAUGACAAGUUAUGCUUGGAUGUUGUGCGAAGGAUUUUAUUUGCAUACGGUAUUAGUCUCAGCAUUUAUUUCGGAACAAAGACUGGUACGAUGGUUAAUGGUUUUUGGAUGGAGUUCGCCGGCAAUUGUACUUACCGUUUAUGGAUUUUCGCGAGGAUUCCACGGAACCGAAGAGGAUCGGAAAGAGUGCUGGAUGAACGAAACUGUAUACACAAACGCACUUGUUGCGCCCGUUUGUGUAUCAAUGUUACUGAAUUUACUGUUUCUAUGCAACAUUGUUCGAGUUCUGGUGCUGAAGUUGAAAGCUCCACUUGGCCCGCAAGGAAAUAGCGGUCCUUCACGGAAUAUUCUACAAGCAUUUCGCGCCACAUUGCUGCUGGUACCGUUAUUAGGUCUGCAGUACAUUUUAACGCCAUUCAAACCGGAGCCGGGCCAUUCAUGGGAACGAGCAUAUGAAACAAUAUCGGCAUUUACAGCAUCGUUUCAAGGUCUCUGUGUGGCAACUUUGUUCUGUUUCUGCAAUGGCGAAGUAAUCGCUCAAGUAAAACGGAAAUGGCGAUCAGUGUUUUUCAGCAAUCGGGCUCGGUCUAAUUCAUAUACGGCCACUCAAGUGUCGUCUUUCGAUUUUGAUUAGGGUCCCACAAACAAAAAAAAUAACUAAAAAUAGACCGGUGUUGUGUAUGUUUUGUAGAAACUAAUAUUAAAUAUAAGAGAAGACUAUGAUAUUUUGAAUAUAGCCGCUACGAUUGCAGUUUGUACGAUGUGGACCACCCGUUUCCGGCGAAGUGAAAGUUUGACUACAGGAAUCCAGCCGCAAGGACACCAUAAAUAAUAGCAAACAAGUUCAGUCAAGAAACACAAAUUUUAGCAACGAACAUAAAACUGAAACUUGUACACCAUUAAUUAAACGUUGUCGUGACAAAACGAAUGGCAUUAAUUUCAACGGUAAUAAUAAGAGUUCGACGAUGAGCGAAGAAAAUUUGUAAUUCCUUUAUUAGUGAUCUAAAAAUGAAUGUGUAACCGAGAAUAUAAUGUAACGCUAAUACACAAGAGUCUAGCAUGUUCCAUCGAAAAAGGGUGCAAUUAUUUUUGAAUCUAGCGAAAAGUAUAGUCGAAACAUGGUAACAUAAUAAACCGGGGGAUGGAGGAAACGACAGCCGAGGUAGAAUGACAAAGUAGGAAGGACUUCUUUGAUAUAUGGAGUACGUGUCGUGUAACAAAAAUGUCGUAUAUGCAAAAUGUGUUAUCGAAAAUUUAAGUCUAAAAUAAAUGUUGAAAUUCUUAUUACACAAUCACAUUACACACGUACAUAAUAGCCGUUCUAAUUACGCUAAAUUAAUAAGGCAAUAUUUAGGAUUUUAUCAUUUUCAAACAAUGAAAUCGAAUCAAAUUCUUAUUAAAAUUAGAGAAUUAUAAUUCAAAAGUGUACUAAUUGAUGUAUAAUUCAAUGCCGUUAAUCCAAAUUUUAUUUUCUUAUUUUCUUUCUUCGGGAUUGAGUUUUCUUAUUCCAUUGAUAACAUUACAGUGAAGGGUCAAUUGUAAAACCUGGUAUACAGCACAAAGUGGUGCAAAAUUUUGACAUUUGCGGACCUUCUGUCAUUAGCCUAUGGAUUAUGAUGAUGCAACGUUUGUAAUAUAUUUCCUAAUAAAAUUUCAUGUCGCUUCGUGUUGUAUAUAACGGGCUUAAAUUGGAAUUGAUCUGUGUUACAUACAAAUUUUGAAUAAGUUCCGCUAGAUAUUGAUAGUGAUUUAUACUCAUUUAGAAGCUCAAGACUAAACAUAUUGUUGGAAAUGGUUACUAAUUAGCACUAAAAAAAAAAUUAUUAAAAUUUAUGUUGCCGUAGUUAAUCCUGUUAGUCAUUCCCUUAAAAAUACAGUAAAACAAAAGCUUUUUUUGUGCCAUUAUCAUUCUACGAGUUGUCUCUUUUCGCGAUUGAACAUUUCUCAGAUUAUUUUUUGAAAGAAAAUAAAAUCUUAAAUUACUUAGGAUGAAAAUGGGUCGACCCACUUUUGCCCUGGUUACUUUAAACACACUUCCUUCUGAAUCUGUGUUAUGAUCAAAAAAAAAUCCGAUCGAUCGGUUUUCUUCAAAAACACGAGUCAACUAGUCCAUUUACUCUAUGUUCUAAGAGUCCAGGUCAGAAAUGGAUCAACUCAUUCCAAUCAUUAAAUUACAUUGAUCAAGACUUAAUGAUCACUAACCUACGCUAUGUUCUCUGUACUGAAUACGUGAUAAAAUCAAAAUAAUGCGUAUUCCUCAGUUGCAUCUGGUGCUAUCUGUAUUUAUAGCGUCAAUGUACCAUAAACAAGCACCAGAACAUAUUUUGUAACGGUCAACAAUCCACUUAUUUUGUGGGUGUUAUGAGAUGUGGUUAUGCAGGGGUGUUAUACCAACAUAAAAAACUAAAUUUAUAAGAAAAAUUCUAACUACUGCGUCGAGUAGCGGCCCCUUAUUUCGACUUUAUGAAUGGUCCCUUGAACGCACAAAUGGUGUGAAUUACAUAAGAACAGCUCAUAUCAAAUUUGGAAGUUUAUCUAUUCAAUUGAUCCUGUGAGCUGUGAGUUAUGUUGCCUCUAGAAAUUUUCUAUGAUAAGGUUUUAGAAGGGGUCAUAGGGAAAUCGGAUUUUAGAGAUUCAUUCAUUUGUUACCGUCUGAAAGAAUUUCAACAACUGUUCUGUGUUCUGCUAUAUUCGGUGUCAGACGAAUCACAUUUCACUUCUAAUAUCUUAAUGGAAUCAUCUCCACCCAUUUCAAACUUUGGGCCAUGUUAAAUUUAAUAUAAUAUUUCACAUGCAAACUCGUUACCAUACAUCAAUCACUUAUAUAUCAUCAUCGCACCUUAUUAUCUUUGAAAUAAAUUUCGAUUUGAAAACGAAAUUACGUAAAAAAUUUCAUUCGAAUCCUAUUCUGAUAUGUUAAGACUUUCACAUUUUCCUGGCGUAUAUGUGCCAUACAUAAUCAUUAUGUACACCAUGAAAUUUCCAUGAAAAAUUAAAUUACAAUGUUACGUGGUGAUGUGAUGAUAAAGUCUUGUUUGACGUGCAUAUUACGAAGCAUGUAUGUACCGUUUUAAGCUUUUUAUCCGGCAGAGAGAGAAAAAAUGUUACGUAGAAAAGAGAUUCUCUUAUUUUCCUGAAAUUUGAACUAGCCAUUUGAUUCUGUAAAACGGAAAUUCGUUCGAAUCAUCGCAGUAAAAAGUGAAAAUAAUGGAAUUACCAUUAAUCAUUGCCGUUUUGGCAUUUAAAAUGAAAGAAUUUGAAGUUUUUUUUAUACAAUGAUCUCGUCCAAGCCAAUAUCCUUAACAUCCACCGACAUAUUCAUCCCGUUUUUCAACCACAUAAUUGACAUGGACCCCUUGACUUAUCUUGAGAACCCAUAAAUUCGAUUUAUCUUCAAUAGAAUGCAGAACAACAGCACAACCAUAUGUAUCUGAACACAAUUCUGUAUCAUAAAAAAUAAAUUUUUGUUUGGUAAUGAAGCGGUUCGGUUAUGUAACCCCCUGGUCAUGAUGGUCGUAUGGCAUAGAAUGGAAAAGGGUUUUUGUGUAUUAUUUGAACUGAAAAUAUCUGUCAAUAUUCCAUAUAUAUUGUCUGAGUUAUGGCCACGUUCUCACUCUUGCUGAACAACAUGGUGAAAUAUUCCGGACACAUCGUUUGCAUCAAUCAAGCACCAUGUAUACCGAAAAAUAUUGUUAUGCAAAUAUUUCCUGAAUUUAUUAGUAAUAUGAUUAUGUUGGGCUAAAGCUCAACGAUCUGUAAAACGAAGGGGCUAUCUAGCUAAAUUCCUUGUCCGGGCAUUACGUUGUAAAAUAUUUUAGAAGCAAAGUUUAACGAAUGUAUUGUAAAUAAAAAAUGAAAUUUUCCAAACAUUUAUUGUUUAAUACAUAAAUUAUAGAUAUUGCCAAGAUCAAUAUAUUUAUGUGAGUGUAUGAUGAAAGGCUGUAAUACACAUUAGGGUGUGCUAAAAUUUGGGAAAAGUAAUUAGAAUUCGAUUGGGAAAGGAUUAAAUUUUCUGGUCGCAGACCGACUGAAUUGAAUCAAAAUACAAUUUUUGGAAGUCCAACAACUGAGCUGGAAAUAUUUUUGUCCGUACAACGUUUCUCAAGAUGUGGAGCUAUUUAAUCUACUCAGAUUUUUAAUUUAAAAAAAAAUUAUUCAGUGGUUUCCCAUUCUGUUACGGUGUAUUUCGGAGCGAGCAAUGUGAGAUCGAUGAGCAAGAAGUACUUGCUGUAGACUCUACUGUGUGAAGUAUGACUGAUUAUUCUUCACUUCUUCCAAAAAUACGAAUAUUCACUUUGAACGACGCACACAGAUAAAAAUAUGGGAUUACAAUUCUUAGGUCCGAAGGGAUUACUUUCAAAAAGUAAUUCUUUCGGGAUUAGAUUUUUAAUCUUCGCCAGAAAUUGAAAAAAUAUAAUUCUUUCAGUGAUUAAAAGGAGACUAAACAAUAAUUGAACGAUCUUACUGCCGCUUAGAGUUUUCCGUCUUGAAAUCACACUUUUGGGUUAAUUUAGUUCGAACACGAUUUACGAACAAGAUAUGGUUAUGUGAGAAAAGUUAAUUGAAACGGAUAUUUAUUUGGUGCUAAAAUGUUUCAAUGGUACUACCGAUGGUUUAUUCUGCCUUACAAUACCAGGCUCAGAAUAGAAAUUUUAAGUCGGUUUGUAAAGAUACUACCAGUUAAUAUGGAUAUGGUUAAAGAUAGUAUAGAGAAAUUCUAGAUUGAAAAUGGCAGUAAGGCCAAUUUUAGCAGCGAACUAUUUCACCUUACUAUGGUAAAACAGACAUUUUUGAAUUUAAAUGGUUAAAUACUUAUAAACAAUGGUAAGGAAACUACAGAAGAAUAUAAAAAUGAAAAUCAUGAAAAAAAUAUCGAGGUUUAAAGUGACGAUCUUGCCAUCUGGCAAUUUGCAUUUUAAUCCCACGAGGUAUUAGUUGCUUUGAAACAACGGUUCACAAUAAACCAUGUUGGGAUUAAGAACUAAUUGCAGCAGUGGUAAGAUCGUAGACUGAAGUGCAGAAGGUCCCGGGUUCAAAUCUCGUAAGGUAAAUAAAAAAAAUUCUGAUUAAUAAAAACAUUUCUCAUUCCAUAUUCACAAAAAAGCUUCUUC